GUAGCUUCCGGAAGACUGAAUGAAGCUCGGGCCAUUCUCUUUAGUGUUUGCCCUGUCUCCCCUAUGUCUACCUCUCCACUGGCUGCUUUUUGAUUUAAAAACAACGUAAAUGAACCCUUAAAAGUGACCAGUCGUACACCCAGACGACACGAAACCGCUGUGUCCUAUGGAGUAGCUACAAAAGCUGACAGGAGGACGAAAAGCAAUCAAUACACAUACCAUACAAAAUUAUUAUCAAAGCCAUCAGUGACAAGGCCAGAGCAGCGAGGAUGUCCCAGCUCCAGUUCCAGUGUCCGGCCAGUCCCAUGCCCGCCGCCCCUGCCCCGCUGCAGAUGGGUCAGCCUCAGCCGGGCUACAGCAUCCCCUGUGCCACGAGCACGCUGGCGUCUGAGAGCGCCAGCCAGCCCGUCAGGAGCUCCGCUCUCCCCGCGGGCUCAGUCACACCCUACAAUACCAUCACAGUUUCUAACAUGGCAAACCCUAAAGAGAAGACCCCCAUGUGUUUGGUGAAUGAGUUAGCCCGUUUCAACAAGCUCCAACCUGAGUAUAAGCUACUGAGUGAGCAAGGACCAGCUCACUCCAAAAUUUUCUCAGUGAGGCUCACACUGGGGGAUCAGCACUGGGAUGCGGAGGGGACCAGCAUCAAGAAAGCCCAGCAUUCCGCAGCUGGAUCUGCCCUGGCUGAGACUGUGCUUCUCAAGCCCACCAUCAGGACGCCGCGCCACCCAGGCAAGACCCCAGUUGAUGGCAUGAUGCAGAUCAUGGAGUUGAACGCACUGUGUUCAAAACUUAGUAAAAAGCCAAUCUAUAAACCCAUGGAGCCAUACCCGGGUAUACGACCACCAAACAUCAAUUACAACGUCCGUGUGCCGGGGCCCUAUCAGCGCUCUAUGCAGCAAUAUUACUACCCAUUUGCCCCCAUGGGACCAAUGAUAUACCACAUGGAGCUAUCCAUCGGAGGUCAGCAGUUUAUAGGGAAGGGACGCACGCGGCAGCUGGCCAAGCACGACGCCGCCGUGAAAGCCCUUAAAGUGCUACAGAAGGAGCCGAUACUGCAGCAGUUGCCAGUGAUGAACGGAGAGACCGAAGAGGAGAACCUCAACAAGUCGGAAAUCAGCCAAGUGUUUGAAAUUGCACUGAAGCGCAACUUGCCUGUAAAUUUUGAGGUGUUAAAAGAAGAAGGUCCCCCGCACAUGAAGAGCUUUGUCGUGCGCGUCAGCGUGGGAGAGUUCUACGGCGAGGGAGAAGGAAAAAGUAAAAAGAUCGCCAAAAAGUUGGCCGCUGCCGCCGUGCUGGGGGACCUGAAGAGGCUACCUCAUAUACCCAGCGUGGAGAGGACGUUGCCACGCAUCAAGAAGAAAACUAAAUCCAUCAUCAAGCUGCAGACCAGUCCAGAAUACGGCCAGGGAAUGAAUCCCAUCAGCCGCCUGGCUCAGAUCCAGCAAGCCAAGAAGGAGAAGGAGCCAGAGUACAGCACGGUGACGGAGCGAGGGCUGCCGCGGCGUCGGGAGUUUGUCAUGCAGGUGGCAGUGUGCGGCCAGUCCGCAGAGGGCAUGGGGCCGAGCAAGAAGGUGGCCAAAAGGAAUGCGGCGGAGAAAAUGUUGGAGCUUCUGGGAUAUAAAGUGCCUCAGCCCCAACCCCCUAAACCAGCACUUAAAACUGAAGAGAGGAUCCCGGUAAAAAAGCCAGGUGAUGGACGCAAAGUGACCUUCUUUGAACCAGGCUCUGCAGAAGAAGGUGAGAAGCAGUUAGAUUGCAGCUCUGAAGAUAAUAAAACGUCUUCUUAUAAAAAAAAAAACCCUGAAGGUUCCAAAGAGGAGGAGUUCCGCCUGCCUUACUUGAGCCACCAGCAGCUGCCCGCGGGCAUCCUGCCCAUGGUGCCCGAGGUGGCACAAGCGGUCGGGGCCUGCCAAGGCAGCCAGACGAAGGACUACAGUCAAGCAGCGGCCAACCCAGGCAAGGCCACCGUCACCGCCGUCAUUGCCAACGAGCUGCUGUACGCCGGCGCGUCCCAGACCGCCGAGACCAUCAUGAAGAACAAAAAUAUCCUCACCCAGCCUCCACUCGGGCCCCUCACCAGGCCCUCGGAACAACUGGGCUUCCUUGCGUCAGUGCAGGGCCUGCAGGUGGAGUACAAAGAUUUCCCCAAAAACAACAAAAACGAGUUUGUGUCGCUGAUCAACUGUUCCUCCCAGCCGCCGCUCAUCAGCCAUGGAAUAGGAAAAGAUGUGGAAUCCUGUCAUGAUAUGGCUGCACUCAAUAUCCUGAAAUUGCUCGCCGAGUUCAACCAGCAGUCAAACGAGCGAACAGGAAAUGGACCAGCUUCUGGGAGCGUCAAGCAGGAGCUGGAGGGCGACCCGCACCUCAAACAGGCUAACUCAAGCACGCUGGUCCCGCCCCCGGACGGAGCCGUGUAGCCCCGUGGGCGCGGCUGAAGCACGAGAGAGAGAGAAAAUGAAGACACUGUGUCCUUAGUUGCUAUGGAAACGCCACCGUCACUCAUCCUCGUUGUCGCACGGUGUUGACAGUUAAACAAGAUUGACGCUUCGCUCACCUUGAUGUUGUUUAAUUGGACACGCCCCUUCUUUUGUCGCCACGGCAGCUGCAUCCUCGCCGCACUUUGAGGCCCACGGGGGAAACAAAAAGUGAAGCGAUAAACUGUGAAUUACGUUUGCUCUCUGAGUCGUCUUGUUUUUAAGUAUUUUAUGUGUUUUCACCCGUGAGGUGGUUCCUUAUUAAACCCAGUCUCAGUUUUAGACCUCAAACCCCGUCUAGGAUGCAGCUGCUCACCUUCGCUUUCAGUUAACCGCCACGACUGACGUGUUAGCGACAUGAGCGUGUAUAGGGCUGGGAGGAGUGUGUUACUUUUCAGUGUGGCGUGUAUUGUGACGUGAAGUUGUCCCCCACCGUCUGUGGCAGGGGGGAGGGGGGGGGCGGGGUCACCUGAUGCUCCCUCUCCCUCCUUUUAUGUCGCCCUCCCGUCUCUUACUCGUCCUCAUGCUAAUUAAAGCGGCGUGCUGUGAUGCACAAAACAAUCCGGCGCCGUCUUUUCCUUUUGUCGCUUUUUCCGUCAACCCUGUUGCUGAGGUCAAAGGUCAUGUAUGUAGGUCCUGUAUUCCUUUCAGGACUCAUUCAUUCAUUCAUUAGUUAUUUUUUUCCUAAGUUGUAAACAAAAACUUUACAUAAAAAAAAAUACAUUAAAAUUAAAUAAAAUUGUGU
This is a messenger RNA of Doryrhamphus excisus (bluestripe pipefish), 3219 nucleotides long. NCBI's taxonomy places the organism in Eukaryota, Metazoa, Chordata, Actinopteri, Syngnathiformes, Syngnathidae. The record is from RefSeq and is a predicted model, not a curated record.